Molecule: messenger RNA, 1967 nt
Organism: Drosophila busckii
Lineage: Eukaryota; Metazoa; Arthropoda; Insecta; Diptera; Drosophilidae
Gene: Tip60
Product: histone acetyltransferase Tip60
Exons: 5
Coding region: 57-1766 (569 amino acids)
Biological process (GO): regulation of DNA-templated transcription
Molecular function (GO): histone acetyltransferase activity
Source: RefSeq, a predicted model, not a curated record
ACAACGCGUUCUUUGGUGUUAACAUUGUUUGUGAUUUGCAAAUUGUAAUUUAGCAAAUGAAAACAAAAUACGAAUUUGACGACGACGUCGCAUCCAUAUGCGAGUCAACGGCGGCAUUGACGGAGGGCUGCCGUCUGUCUGUGCGCAUGCACAAAACAGACGACUGGCCGCUGGCGGAAAUAGUUAGUAUUAAGGAAUUGGACGGCAGGCGUCAGUUCUACGUACAUUAUGUAGACUUUAACAAACGCUUGGACGAGUGGGUAAACGAGGAGGAUUUGAAUACUCGCAAAGUGCAGUUUCCACGCCGUGAAGGAACACAGACAGGCACAAGCACUGGCGUGACCACACCAAAGCGUCAUCAUUCGCUGGCCGGCAGCGUUUCGCGUCCCACAUCGCCACAGUCAACGCCGCAGACACUGCUCCCGGGCAGUGCUAGCAGCAGCAGCAGUGGCAUUGCUAUUGGCACCAUUGUUGGUCUCGGUGGCGGCAGCAGUGGUGGUGUUGGUGGUGGCGGCGUUGAGCUGGUAAAUGGCAACAAUGUGCUGGCCGCAGCGCUACAGAAACGCAUUAAUCGCAGACGUAAGGUGCAUGGUGGCUCCUCGCAUAGCGCACAUCAUGUGUCCACGCUGCAACAACAACAACAGCAGCAGCAGCUGCAGCAGCAUCAGCAACAACAACAACAACAACAACCAGCGUCACAACAGCUGACAUACAACACACAGAUAUCGUCGCAUUCACAGCCACAGACACCAGCGCUUGUGCCGAGCGAUGGUGGAUUAAUGCCCACCACGCCUGUUGUUGUGCCGUUGACUGCAGCCGGGCACGAGGAUGGCUCACAGGAUGGCAAGAUUGCCACACCGCGUCAAUCGGGUAGCAUGGUGACACAUCAGGAUGAUGUAGUGACACGCAUGAAGAACGUAGAAAUGAUUGAGUUGGGGCGUCAUCGCAUAAAGCCUUGGUACUUCUCACCAUAUCCACAAGAGCUCUGCCAGGAGAACUGCAUCUACAUUUGCGAGUUUUGUCUGAAGUAUUGUAAGAGCCGCAAGUGCCUGGAGCGUCAUCUGUCCAAAUGCAAUCUACGUCAUCCCCCGGGCAAUGAAAUCUAUCGCAAGAGCACCAUUUCAUUCUUUGAAAUCGAUGGACGCAAAAACAAGCACUACGCACAGAAUCUAUGUCUGCUUGCCAAGCUCUUUCUGGAUCACAAAACUUUGUACUAUGACACAGAUCCGUUCUUAUUUUAUAUUAUGACUGAAUUUGACUCGCGUGGCUUUCACAUUGUUGGCUACUUUUCCAAAGAGAAGGAGAGCACUGAGGACUAUAAUGUGGCUUGCAUAUUGACUAUGCCGCCAUAUCAGCGCAAGGGCUAUGGCAAGCUGCUGAUUGAGUUUAGCUACGAAUUGUCCAAGUUUGAGGGAAAGACUGGCUCACCAGAGAAGCCACUUUCAGAUCUGGGUUUGCUGUCGUAUCGAUCCUAUUGGGCGCAGACAAUACUGGAAAUACUCAUUAGCCAAAGUCCUGGUACAGAUGGGGAGAAGCCCACCAUAACCAUUAAUGACAUUUGCGAAUGCACUUCCAUCAAGAAGGAGGAUGUCAUUUCCACACUACAAAAUCUCAAUCUCAUUAAUUACUAUAAGGGCCAGUAUAUAGUAUGCAUUAAUCGUGAUACCAUAGAGCAGCAUCACCGUGCCAUGCAGAAGCGAAAGAUUCGCAUCGACUCCAAGUGUCUGCACUGGACACCGAAGGACUGGUCCAAACGUUCCAAAUGAGUGUUAAUAACUAACAACUACACCCAGUCAACCCUACAAAAAGAAUUACACCAACAGUACAACAAAAUCCUUUCACUACUUGAGCCGCUUGAAUUGUAAUUAUCGCCAAAUAUAUCAUCGUCAUGUAGGCGUUUUGAAACUGUAAUAUGUUUCUUCAAGCAACACUUCACCUGAUAAUAAAUUAAUUAGCAGUUAACUGAA